Messenger RNA from Psylliodes chrysocephalus, 1155 nucleotides. Lineage: Eukaryota; Metazoa; Arthropoda; Insecta; Coleoptera; Chrysomelidae. The record is from the annotation of a GenBank genome assembly.
AAACAGCUUGAAGCAUACAGAGUACGAGUAUUACAGUGAAUUUGUGAAAGUUGUAAACAUAACCUUAGUCAAUAUUGUGACAUAUUACACAACUUGUGGAUCGUUAGCAUCAUCUGAUAGAUAUAUCAACCGAUUUUUUUGGGAUUACGGAGUGAUAGUGAUUAAAAUUAAUAAUAAAAGACAUUUGAUUAGUGAUAAUAAACUGUUUUCGUCAAUUAAACAUAGUUAUUCAACCAGAUUGAAGAUGUGUGUAGAAACUGAAAUGAAUCUAAUCAAACAAGAAAUGUUCAACAGAUCAAAAUUAGGACGUGCUGUGCACGGCAUGUUGACCCAUGCAAGGGUCAACAGAAGAUUGAUAUGUGGACUCCUUCCUGCCGUGGCAUACCUUGAAAAAUCCCCAGAGGAUGUCCUAUUUUGUGUACUUCCCCAGACGAGACCUGGGGAUUCCACUAUGCAUAUGCAAACAGUUUUAUUGCAAGCUUUUUGCUAUGAAAACGACAUACCAGUGAUACAGGUUGACAGUAGCGAUAAACUAUCAGAAUACUGUGGCGUGCAGAAUACAAAAUCCGGUUGCAGUUGCGCGGUGGUCACGAAGGACCUCAGUCUUCCACCAACCCCAGAAGACGAGUUUCCCAUGUCGCCGACCGAGCAAAUUUUGGCGGAUUUCUACGAAUUUACUUUGGAAGAAUACCCGAGACCGGUUAUCCCGUUGCCUAGCUGAACUUAUUCCGAAAUACUUAAAAAUGAAUAAGAUCCGUGAACUGGAUUGGUUUCAAGUAUAUACUGAUGGUUAUUUGGUCGCCCACAGAUGGCGCUUUUGUGGCACCGAGAGGAAAUCUUAACAUUUGGGUUGUGUUAAGGUUUUUGGGUGCAUUUUGUCUCGCCGAUUUCGACGUACUGUUUGUAUAAAAUUGUUGCAUUUAACGAAAUCGGGGGAUAUUAGGUUUUUUUUUGUAUAUUCGCUAGAGGAAGUAUUGUAUACAUCUUAUAGGCUUUAAUAAAUAAGGUUUAUUGUGAAGUUGAGAAAUAAGAAAACGAUUUUUGUUAUUGUAGAGAGAUGAGAUUUUUGUUUUUGUAUAAUUAUUGUAUAAGACGUUGUGAAAUGUUGUUUUAGAUGACGAUAUUGUUGGAAAAUAAAAAUAUUUUUGUUAGAAA